Pipistrellus nathusii (Nathusius's pipistrelle) is the source of this 1062-nucleotide messenger RNA. NCBI's taxonomy places the organism in Eukaryota, Metazoa, Chordata, Mammalia, Chiroptera, Vespertilionidae. The record is from the annotation of a GenBank genome assembly.
AUGGCCCAGCAGUUUAAGAAAGCUGCCAGCUGCUCCAUCUGCCUCAGGUACUUUGAGGACCCGGUGAAGCUUCGGUGCAGCUUUACCUGCUGCCGCCGCUGCCUGCCCGCCCUGCCCACGGCGCCGGACGGGGAGGGGCUGCUGUGCAGCAACUGCUCCAGGGUCUCUCGGAAGGAGGACAUCAAGCCCCACCGGGUGCUGUGCAGCCUGGCAUCCAAGAUCAAGGAAAUGGAGCCCCAGCUGACAUCCCUCCUGCAGAUGGACCCCCGGAUCCGAAAGUUCCAGGUGGACGUGACCUUGGACCUGGACACCGCCCACGACUACCUGGUCAUCUCGGAGGACCUGCGGCGGGUCCGCAUCGGGGGUGACUCCCAGGAGCGCCCCGCCCACCCGGGGAGGUUCAGCGACUCCCCCUGCGUCCUGGGCGCCCCCCGCUUCACCUCGGGCCGCCACUACUGGGAGGUGGACGUGGCGGGCAGCCGCACGUGGAGCGUGGGCCUGUGCCGCGAGGCGGCCUCCCGGCAGGGCGACGUGGUCCUGUCCGACGAGCGGGGCUUCUGGACCGUGAUCUGCAGCGGCGGCAGGUUCGUGGCGGGCACCCAGCACCCGCGGGGGCUCCUGGUGCAGCCGCGCCUGCGCCGCCUGGGCCUCUUCCUGGACGUGGACGUGGGGACCCUGUCCUUCUACCACGUGGCCGACGGGUCCCAUGUGUUCACGUUCCCCGGCGUCCCCGCCGCCGAGCCGCUGCGCCCCUUCCUGGGGCCGGCGGGUUCCUCGGAGGACGGGGAGAGCUGGCUGGCCAUCUGCCCCUGCGCCCCCGUCCCCGCGGGGCUGGGGUCCCUGGGCCGGGGUCCUGGGUUGGAGUCAGGGGAUGAGGAAGCCCUGAGCUCGGGGUCCCGGGCCCCGGGGCCCGGGUUGGAGUCGGGGGGCGGGGAGGGGGACAGGGAAGCCCUGAGCUCGGGGUCCCGGACCCGGGCCCCCUGCGCGCGCGCGCCCCUGUGGCCCCGCGCGCGCCCCGUGGCGGCAGCAGAAGGAGGAGCCCCCGCGCGCCCCCCGGAGUGA